This is a messenger RNA of Alosa sapidissima (American shad), 1368 nucleotides long. RefSeq lists its product as uncharacterized. The record is from RefSeq and is a predicted model, not a curated record. The transcript has 3 exons. Bases 101 to 1345 code for a protein of 414 amino acids. Lineage: Eukaryota; Metazoa; Chordata; Actinopteri; Clupeiformes; Clupeidae.
UAGAAUGUUGGCAAAACUUCACUAGUUCAUAACUGAGCAGGCUGAAGGCAAGUCACUUGUGAUUAACCUCUGCUAUAAUAAAACUAUUCAUAACUUUGCAAUGGAUUUAUAUUCAAGGACAAUCCAUCAGAGAGGAUCUUGGACUGGGAGUGAAUAUCAGUCUGUUUCUCAGAGAAUCUUGCACAUUGUCAACUCUUCUGAGGAAAUCGGAGACACUGUGCCAGUUUGGACAUCAGCAUCUAAGCACCGAUACCAAUAUGUGCGGGCUACACGGUUUUCUGAAAGUAAGUAUUGGAGGGAGUAUAGACACUGGUGUACUGUGGCCCAGGAGGAGCACAAUGUUAUGAACAGCCUGUCCACUUCCACGGCUACAGAGGACAAUCUCCCCCUUCAGCCCACUGCUGUGGCUCCAGUGAGGCAGGAGGAGAGCCUGACAUUUGUGGGGAACUUCACUCACCCUCCAGGCAUCACCCAAGAUGAGAUGAUUGCCCUGCUGAAUUCAGUUAAGGCCCAGGCCCCCAUCUCAGAGAAUGCAGGCAGCCAUGGCGUUACAUCCACCCAGAAGACACUGCUCAAUCCCACUAUGCCUCGCAGCAGCUUUAGUGGGAAUGUGAAGGACACCCACCCAUCCACAAUUGUGAAUGUGCAGAUUCCAGCACAAGAGCUCCAGUCUGCCACUGCUAGUCAUCAGAUGGACCCUGAUGAUCUGACACACGUGGGCACAAUCUACUCUUCCACUCCACCAUCUACCGAUAGCGUGGAGUCUCUCAAUAAUGUGAUGGGCCACAUAACCCAAUCUGAUAACACAGCUGCUCUACUGAACGAGAUUGGACCCCUCACCUUCUUGGGCAACUUUGACCUUCCUCCUCAUCAGCCGAACAUGAAGCUGAAGCCAGCCCAUGUGUCUGGCGAUGUGACCCAGAGAGAGGUCAUUUCUCUUGGCAUCACCCCCACCCCACCAACCCUCUCUGCAGCUCCUGUGAUCCCCUCCGCUGAGGCCUGUGGAAAUGUCCCUGCUAGCUCAUUCAGCUCUCCCACCCACUACACCACCAGAGAGGCGUAUGUGGAGAUGCUGGAGUACCACCGGCACAUGGCCUCCUACUACAAGCAGCUCAGGCUGAAGGCUGAGAACACCUCACAGGUGGAAGGCUCCGUGCUCCGGAGAAAGAGAGUGGGUGUCCUCGGGGGGAGUGGGGGGGAGCCCCCACAGAAGAGGUGUUGGGAGGGCAUCCACCUCCCUGAUGAUGCCAUUGAGGAACUGUGUGCCAUCCCUGGUGUCUGGGAUUUGGCCAUAGAGUUGGGCAUCCUGACUGUCUGUCAGGCAGAGGAGUUAAAAGGUUUUUAGUCCAUUAAACAGAUAUGAUCAUA